UAUGGAAAUAAUUAUAAACCAUUACCAGCAUGAGUUAGAAACUGAAUUUAAAACAAUUCAUUUUCUCUCAGACAGUCCAAGCAGCCAGUAUCGAAAUAAAAAAAUGUUCUUUUACCUACAGCAAGUCUUACCAAAAUUAUUUCCACAAAUCCAACAUAUUUCUUGGAACUAUUCAGAGGCAGGACAUGGAAAGGGAGCUCCAGAUGGUAUUGGUGCAACCAUUAAAAGAACUGCAGAUCAACUCAUAACAUUUAACCAUGACAUAAAUAACUUUGAUGUCUUUGUGAAAUGUAUUCAAGAAAACAUCAGCAAUAUACAUAUCAAAUGUCUUAAUGAAAAUAAUAUUGAAAAAUUUGAUGCUUUUCUGCCUCCACUACUAAAACCAUAUAAAGGGACAAUGCAAACACAUCAAGUAACUUGGAAUCACAUUACUCGAGAGCUGAGUUUUAGAACUUUAAGCUGCUUUAAAUGCAGCUUUGAGAAUUGUAUUCAUUAUGCGAUUGAAAAUAAAGUAGCGCCGCUACAGUCUUCAUAUUUAAGUGAGGAAAAUGACAAUGGAAGAGCCACUGCUCGGCCUACAGGAAUAGAAGAAUUUAGUGAAGAUACCUGGGUUACAGCUAUUUUUGAUAAUGAUUGGUAUCCAGGAAUCAUUGAAAAAAUUGAUCGAAACAUUAUGACUGUUAACUUUAUGAUGAAAAAUGGUAAAAGUUUUUUCUGGCCAGAUAUCGCUGAUCGUCAAACUGUGACUACUAGAAAUGGAAUCUUAUGUCAGCUAGUGCAUCCACCUGAACCAGUUUCCAAUAGAUUCUACAAAAUACAAGAAUAUGACUAUAUUGAUAAUUUAUUUAAAUCUUCAGUUUAGAUGUUGUAUG
Molecule: messenger RNA, 872 nt
Organism: Diabrotica virgifera virgifera (western corn rootworm)
Lineage: Eukaryota; Metazoa; Arthropoda; Insecta; Coleoptera; Chrysomelidae
Exons: 2
Coding region: 2-862 (286 amino acids)
Source: RefSeq, a predicted model, not a curated record